AUGGCCGCCGACGACCAGCGCGCUGCUGCCACUCAGCCCAUGAGUCAAUUUUCAGCUGAUUUGGGUGACUCUAUCAUGCAGGGUGCUGCGCCGCCUUCUCCAAUCGAGCGCGGCGGGUCUCCGGGCGAGCUCGGCGGCGACAUGCGCACCCACGUCAUCGCCAUUUCGACGAACGCGCCCGCUGGCCCGCCGCAUGUUCCAGCCGAUACUGUUGGGGUGGUGCCUGCCGACGAGCUGUGUCUGUAUCACUGUUGUAAUGCUGCCGCGGAUAUGCAUUCGUGGUUGCGCGGCAGACAUGCGUCUGGUUACGCAGAAGAUAGGGGCAGAGUUUGCGCAGACGAAGCGCGCGCCAAGCAGCUCCGGGAUCGCAUCGCGCAGAUGGCGCGGGACGCAGGAGACGAAGCCACUGCUGCCAGAUUGCUGAAGACCGGGCGAGAAGCUUACGCGGGCUUCGAUGAAAUAAAAUAUUUCUGCGAGGUCCUGGGCGGCCAGAUCGUCGUCGAGCACUACGAGGACACGAAGCACUCUGUUCAGAGCGUUUAUGGUAACGGCCCUUUGAGAGCGCUCUUUCGGCUUCACACGCAGUCCUCUGAGGAUGGGCACGAGGUCGAUCAUUGGUCGUGCCUGCAGAGUUGGAUUCCGCGAGUUCCAGAAGUCGCCGCGCGCGCGAGCAAGCCCGAGGAUGCGCCCGCCGAUCCCGUCGGCGACAGCAGCUCCCUACAGCGACGGUUGAAACUCCCAGGCGCAGCUACAUGCAGUGCGGAAUUCGACGAGUUCACGAUGGAGGUAGACAGCGAGCGGAGCUGGCUGGAAAGUUUAACGGCAGACCCUGAGCCGCCUGCUCAGAGCAUACUCGUGCAGACGGAGGCGGUGAAAGCAUUCAUAGAGAAGAAGCACGCCUCAUGGGAUCCGUACCUGAAGCGGAUUGCCGUUGGGGCGCUAGCCAUGUAUCGAUGUCGGCUAUCCGAUAUCUACGUUCGAGAGUAUGUCAUGAUGAUGCACAUCAUACUUGGCGGUGACUACCUCGUCGCCCACGACGGGGUCAUGUAUUUUUGGAACGGGAAUACAAGGUUCUUCGAGAAGUACGAGGGUCUCAUGCCAGAGAUUGUGUAUGCUGCCCUGAAGGAGUACCUCUUGACUUUGGAAGGGCUUUUCCGGUCCUUCACUGGCGAGGUUCGGCGGGAUGAUGAAGCCGCGAUGUCCGCGAUCGAGGGGUCUUUGGAGAAGAGCGGGCCCGAGGCUCGGAAGGCGUUCGCCGCGUGGCGCGACAACGCCAUCUUCAACAGAGGAGGCAAGGGCGGCGGCAAGGGCGGCGGCAUGGGGGGCGCGGGGGAAUCUGCCGCAGAAUUCGACGCUCUCUCGCAGAUAGAGGCGCAAGGGCUGGAUGGCGAUGCGCACGCGCCGGCAGACGACAGCUCCGCGCGCAGUGCGCCGUGGUAUAUCACGAUCGCAGUGAGCGUUGCUCGAGUUGGGCGAAGCUUACAGAUCCAGAUGAUUCAGAACAAGUUGCCGUCGUUUUACUGCGAAUGGUGCGAGACUCCGCGCCCCUCGCUCAGGGGCGUCGCCCACCCCGACAUCGCGUUCGUCUACGACCUGGGCGGAACCCCGGUGACGCAGAUCACGAGGGAGAGUGAGCGCAAGAGCAUAUACAUCGGCAUACCGCACACGAUCAAGGCUUACUUGGGCGACCCAGCGUUGAAGGUGGCCGCGACGAGAGUGGAUCAGUUCUACAGGCAGACAUUCUGGGCAAACGCCGCCGCGCACAAGGUGUGCAUGGCCGCCCUCGCUCUGGCGAAGAGAGGGUUGAACGUCGACCAGCUGUUCUUCUUCUGGGGAGCCGGCGGCGUCGGGCUUUCGCUGACGACGGCCCAUCUCGACGCCAUGCUCGGCCACUCCAACCACAAGUAUUUCGACCCGCAGGAGAAGCCAGAAGGCUUGAGGAAGAGCUUCCGGGAGGAUUUGUUCAAGAAGCUGGCGUCUGCCGACGGCAUCUUUGGUCGACUGCCGUAUCAGAUUUUGACGAAGGUUAUAUACCUGGUCGGAUGGAAACGCAUGGAGCUCAACAAGCUCAUCACUUUCGACGGAGUCACUGAGGGCGCAUUCCACGCCAUCUACCGGAGGUCUCUUCUGAUCAAGAUUUAUGCUAGGUUUGUCGACGCGGAGUAUAUCAGGCGCGCCCUGCCGGACGCAGAGAAGUACGGCAUCUUCCCGCGAGCGCCGGAUCUGAAGCCGUUCAUGCAGUCGGGGCCCGCCAUCGCGGCUGGUCUGCAACGACAGCUGGGCUUCGAACGGAAAUACGGCGAAGCCGCAUCGAGGUCGCUGAUAGAUGACUACUGCCCGCGCGGAGGAGAUAAUGGGAUCACGGAGAAAUACAUGCGACAGGCGCGUCUUCUCUCGGAGCCGAGCAGGCCGAAGCCUGGCGGCCAGAGCAGCGCGGCUGCCCCGCCGCCCGGCGUCGACUUUGAUGUCGGAGCGGGCGGGUCGCAGGAUGCGGAAGAGCCCAUGGCGCAGUUGCGCCGCCAACUCCUCCAUCAGAUGCUCGAGCGGAGCUUCGACGCCUUGACAUUUUCAUAUUUGAAGCAGAUGUCCACAGGGCAGAUUCAGGGCCUGCCGGAGAAGAAACCGACGCUGUGGAAGUCGAUGGAGGAGUCCGCCGGAUGGUCGAAAGGUGGUUUGUAUGGCAAAGCGAAAGACAGACUUUUACCAAAAUUGUUGACCACUCGCAAGUUCGAGGAUAUUGUGCCGGCGCCGAACGUGGAGGAGCCGACCGUGCUACCAGAACAGUGGGACCGCGCGGCGCUGAGCCGCUACGCGAACGGCAACGCUUGUCGCAAGCACAACGUCGACAUCAUGAUUGAGACCUUGGGUGCCGUCCCAAAGCCGCGCGGGCGGAGGAAGCGCGGAACGGAGCCCGAGGUUGGCGGCGACGCCCAUCUGCGCGCGGUCGGCGCGUCCAUUCAGGCAGCGGAGCUCGCCCUGGAAGUGUUGCUCGAGAGCGCGCGCGAGAGGCCGACCGUGGUGCCAGCCGACGCACCGGCGGAGAAGAGGAGGAAAAUUGGUGCGAAGAAGAGCUUCAGCGGUGGCAUCGACUUGGCAGAGCGCAGCAUUCCCUACACGUAUAAACGCACGGCGGCCCGUCGCUUCGCGGAUGUUCCGGCGGCGCAGGGGUGCCCAGCGCGCGUGCUACAUCCGAUGUUGCAAGGCACCGUAGAUCUCGACAUCCACAGCGCUGUCCUGACCAUCACUUGGCAAUUCGUGGAGAAAAUGGACAUGGCCGACAAGAACCUGUUCAGCGAGGAGUUAGAGUUGCUGAAGCGGCUGGCCGAGAACAGGGACGAGGCACUUCGGGGCGAGUUGCCGGACAUGGGGCCCGAGGCGGCCAAGCGCUUUGUACUCGAGAUCAUCGGCGGGUCCCGUUCUUUCGACGCCGAUGCCAAGCCAUUCGCCAAGAAGUUGCAGCGCGUGAGCCGCGUACUGCGCUGGCUGGCGUGCUCGGCGUUGCCGGAGGUAUACGAGAGUUUCUGCCACGACGCCGCGCAGGGCGACGGCGAGAAGACAGAGAAAUGGCCGGAGGGACAAACGUUCUCGACUUUCUACCAGCGCGCGGAGGACUACAUCUUCCGCCAGUGGCAGACGUGGGCGCUAGCGCAGCCGGUGAAGCAUUUGUCUCUGCAUUUCGACGGCGUCAGGAUCAGCCGGGACGCGGUGCUCGCCAACCAUGCCACCGUGGCGGACUACGCCGCUGACGCGAGUGCCCACAUCGCGAGGGAAACAGGCUUCAUAGUCAAAAUCACAGAGAAGACCCACCCGACGAUCGCGGAGGCACUGACGAGCUGCGGGGCGUGGCGGCCAUCGGAUGCGCCUGCGGCGCCCAACGACCUACUGAGGCCCGGCAAUGGUAUUAUGCUGGCGCUGUGGCGAUGCCGCGACGCCAGGGUGUCCGCUUCCGUUGAAUCUUGCGCCAGCGCCACGUCCGUGGAGAACAGUGCUGCCAGCGUGGAGAAAGGGAGGACGUACGCGGAGUGUUGCCUGGCACAUGGCGUGUCAAUGAUGCCGCAGCUGGGGUUCGAUGCUCGCGAGCAGGGGCAUUAUCUUCUCCACAUGGAUGGGCACGGGUCGCCAUCGUGCGCACUCGUCCACGUGGGAGCGGAGCUCGACAAGGCGACGAUUCAUUUUCAUGGCCAAGUCGGCGAGGUGAGUCUGGCAGAGAUCCUUGAUGCCGUCCUCGCCGGGCGAGACUCGAGGCUAGCAGUCACGUUUCACAUUGAUUUGGCUCCGGCGGCGCAGUAUGUAUCCGUCCAGCUUCUUAGUAGCACUGGCGAGCUGGGAGAUGACGAGAGGCCCGCGACCCCAGACCCCUUCCUUCCUGGCGUCAGCAAGCGGCAGUGGGAGGCCAAGGUUUCUGCUUGGCGCAGGGACAUGUCGCGACUUCUUGACGAGGUGCCGGUUGGUGCGACGGAAUUGGCGGCGGCCGAAGAGCUCGGCGUCUGGGUAGAGCCUUCGCCGCCCGCCGUGCGCGGCUGUCGAGCUCUCCUACAAGAUGGAAACUGCAUCCUGCUCGCCUACAGCAUCCUGACGCAGGACUUCUGCGGCUGCAUCGACUACUGCGCGCGAUUUCCCGUUCCUCGGGGUGCGGAGCGUCGCUGCGCAGACGUCGCCGACCACUUCGGCUUCUCUCUGACCGUCGUGCGCCUGCAGGCUUCGCGGCCGGGUGCGUGCUCACUCUUGCCCGGAAAAUAUUUCUGUCAUACGCGGGGCCACUGCUGCGCUGCGGCUGUUCUCCCAGGGGCCUCUUCGGCGAUCGUGUGGAGAGGUUUCAGCCGACAUGUUCUGCCAACGGCGCAGUGGGCCCGCCGCGUCGGGGAAGUCGAGGGCGCGCUGUUGCACAUCACUAACAGCAGUGAAUGCGCAUUCGACGUCGAUUUGACAACUGGACGGGGAUCGCGGGAGACCGCGGCCGACGGGUGCUUCGUGAGCGCCGACGACGAUCCGCUGGGAGGAAUGGUGCAUGGGGAAGACGCAUCCAAUGCGUGUCUCAGCUUGGCUUUGAAUGCGUUGGGCGCACGCGUGCCGACCAGCGUGCAAGGCCCAUUCCGCGCGCUCGAGCACGGGAACCAAUGGCUGUCACACCUCGGCCUCGCCCUGAUCCAGCAGCCGCGGGGCCCGACCGGCCCUGGGCGUUACGUCAAGUGGGAGCCGCCGCGGCGCAAAUCUGAACUGGCCGCGAGCGUCGGCCACUUCACGGCCGUUAUCCUGCGGCCAGGCAGCGCCACUGUGAUUGACCGCCGAGCAUGCCUGCCAGCGGUUCGCGAGUGGCGCGCGUGGGGCGACAUUCCGGACGUCGAGGAGCACAAGUGGUUCGUGUUGGUGGAGCUCGGCGCACAGAGGCCGGGGCCCGAGGGCGGCCGCCCUCUUCCAUGGGGCACGACUUCGGGGAUCAUCGAAGCUAACCGGCUGGACGCACUCAUCCGUCGGCGCGCAGCUCGCGAACGAGCGGGCCCCUAUGGGUCGGCGUCGUCGUCGGGCUUGCUCGCGCCGCAGGAGGCAGCCCGGGUAUCGGCGAACCGAGAGGAGGCAAUGCGGCGCAGAUCUUUGCGCUUGUUCUGCCCGUUGCCGCCGGUGGGGUGGCCCGGCACUCAGGUGCCCCAAGUUCCGUGUGAUUUCUCCCUCGAGCUGCCGCGUCUUCCGAAGAUCCGCCUACUCGAGCGACUCAACGCGCACCCUCGGGACGCCCAGCUGCACUUCGUCGAGGAGUCGCAUUCCUACUACAUUCGCGGCGUGCGAACCCAUGGGUCAGUGACGGGGUUGAUACACGAGUAUUCUCGAGGUUUUGACGCUGUCGCAGUGAUCGAGAAGAUGCGGAGCGGGCGGAACUGGCCUCGACCUGAUUAUUUGCGCCACCCUCGCCCCGAAUACGUGGUCGCAAAGCUGCGGACCAUGCCGGAGGCUGCUUGCUUGCACGACUUACUUGUUUCGCACGGGGCCUGCGACGCCGAGAUCUGCGCCGAGGUGAAGGCUACUGCGAGAGCGGCACCCCGCCUGGCAUGCCUGAUGGAGAGUUUAUCUCUCUCGGAUCAGGAGAUCGUGGAGACAUGGCGCCUAAACAAAGAAGAGGCGGCUAGGCGGGGCACCUGGAUGCACUGGACGUUCGAGGCCCACCUCAACCGCGUCCUGGUGCCCCGCGAUGCCGUAGAAUUCCAGUUGUUCUCGAAAUUCUUGGGCGCGCUGAAAGGUCUGGCGGCUUUCCGCACCGAGUGGGCCAUCUUCGCGGAGCACGAGGGGCUUGCUGGGUCAAUCGACUUCGUGGCUCGAGACUCCGCGGGCAGUCUGUACAUAUACGAUUGGAAGCGGGCGAAGAAUUUACGUUCGAAGUUCACGAACCAAUGGGAGAACAUGAAGUUUCCAUUGGGCCGAUUGCCAGACUGCCAGGGAAAUCAUUACCGGGUGCAGCUUAACAUAUACAGGUGGAUGUUGGAGCAGUACUACGGCGCCCGCGUGGCCGCGAUGUGUGUGGUCUGCCUGCAUCCGGACAACGGUGACCAGCCAUUUGUAGACGACGUGCCGGUGAUCCCAGAGAUCGAGGAGCUCAUGGCCAUUCAGCGCACGAGGUCCCGAGAGUUGCGGGCAAUGGCGUCGGAAGACGCCCGCGAGAUAGACCCUGCGGGCGGCUGGCGACGGCCAGUCGUGGCGGCGCGCAUGCCUUAUUGCCUGAGCACCGCGGCCAAUUUCGGUCGUGCGUUUCGCCGGACAUCAGUGGAGGUGCCGUUGGAAUUGCCGAAUGCCGACUUGCAGCGGCUGAGAAUUGCGCGCGUGGGUUCUGCGGGGGCCACGGUGACAGCCGCGUGCUCUCAUGCCCCGCGGAAGUAG
This is a messenger RNA of Prorocentrum cordatum, 6867 nucleotides long. The record is from the annotation of a GenBank genome assembly. NCBI's taxonomy places the organism in Eukaryota, Dinophyceae, Prorocentrales, Prorocentraceae.